AUGGCCAUCCCUCCGCUCACCGAGAAGCAAGUAUACCUCGCGCUUAGAGAAUCUUUCAGCGCACUCCACAUACCGCCUAGCACCGCGAAAACGAUCCGUAAAAAUAUCGAGAAACAUAGGGAUGAAGCCAAGAUUGCGCCUCUAAUCCAGAGAUAUGGAGUGGAAAGCAUCACCGCGGUAGCCUUCGCUCUGUCAGGAGACCAGAUCUUUGCUUCAACGGCGAAAGCGAAAGUACGCUUUCCUGAUGUCUUUGGAGGUCUUCCCAUUGAGCCCAGCCCAUCGACUGCCUCUGCAUCUCAGACUGGGAAGGACGGUACAGCGGCUAUUCAGCCAGCAGUCACCAAGUCCAGCGCUGCAGCAAGUAGUGUAGCAGCUGUGCAACGCGUUGCAGGUACAUACAGUCCCGAAGAAUUCAUGGGCAUUGGCGACAGGCUCAAAGCUAGGAAAGAGAGAGAAAAGAUCGAUAAUGCAUCCUCGCACACGCAGUCAUUCGAUUCCGUAGCCCUACCACUCUGGGACCAGCAUCGCAUCCUCGUCAGAGUCCAAUACACUCUUGAAAAGGUCUGCUUCGACUUCGCGCAGGAGAGGCUAGCUGGGCUUUUACAUCGAGAAGGUUGGGACUGCGCAGAGGCAGUCGAACUCAACCAAUGGGCCAGAACAUUGCUCAUCUACCGAGAAGAACUCAAAUUGGACGACAUGAAAGACGAUGUAAAGCCUUUGCCCGGUCUCAUGGAAUCGAUUGUCCAGCUCCGACACAAUGCCGUCCACCGAGUUCGCCUGUCAUCCAGUGGACUCUUACAGCACCUUACCGAUGCUGUACUUCUUGCGCAGCUUUUACAUAACCAUAAAUGCGGCAAAUUUCUCUCAAAUAUACGACAGAGGGCCCAUGAUGCUAUCGAGGAACUGGUGCGCAACAAGCAGUUACUGGACGGAAGAUUGGCGGACAUUAAGACAGAGUUUGCUGCGAAGAGAGCUGAGCUUGAGCGCCAAGAAGCUGCGUUACUGGAGGCUACGGUGAAAGAGCACAAAACACCUAUGGUCUCUGUGAGCGGAGGUUUGCAUCGGCUGUCGGACGACCAUGGUGGAACUACUGAGCAAGUACAUGCGCCAUGGCUACGUGUGUACGAUGCCGAUCUACCCGAUAAUGGGUCUUCUGGACCUGAAGAUACUACCAGCCAAAGCCCGGAGAGUGAGGCUAUCAAAGGGAUCGAUGAAGAUGCAGAUGUCAUCAGCCCACCGCCCAUGCAUCCCGUACCUACACCACCAGUCGACAAUGUCUUGCUGGAACCAGACAUCCAUCCCGAGCAACAACAAGCCGAGAAAAUUGAAGAGAAUAGUUUAUCAACAAUGGAGGAGGUUUCUGUAGAGCAGUCAGAGCUCGACGUUCACGAGAGCGACCAGAAGCACCCCUUGGACCCUCCACCACUCGACCAAGAUGAUACAGCGACAGACAGUGAGGAGGCAACGGAAGGGCAUGGAAACAGUUUGGAAAAAGCGCAUGCAUCCAAUUGGGAAGACUCCAAUUUCCAGGACAUUGAUGAAGAGGUCUUCUAUGAGCCAAGUACCAGUCUCGCGUCUGCUUGCGUGGACGAAGCUGUAAGCGACGCGUUAGAAGCACAUCAGGAAUCACCUAUCGACGACCAAAUACGAGUCAUAGCCUGGGAUCCGGAUGGCAGCGAAAGAAAGAGACAGCGCAUAGAGUAUCGCUUAUGA
Alternaria ventricosa is the source of this 1713-nucleotide messenger RNA. RefSeq lists its product as uncharacterized. The transcript has 2 exons. Lineage: Eukaryota; Fungi; Ascomycota; Dothideomycetes; Pleosporales; Pleosporaceae. The record is from RefSeq and is a predicted model, not a curated record. The coding region runs from base 1 to 1713 and encodes 570 amino acids.